UAUAGUUAAUGCUAUAUAUUAAUGUUUUGCCAUUGACACGUAUACAAAUACGACUCACCGCCGCAUGAUCUUACCCACAACCAACCUCCGGGAUGUCUGCAAAGAGUGAGAACAAGCAGUCCAUCAAAGCUCUUGAAGAGUUGCUCAACCGCCUUACCGUCUGUGACGAGGCUCAAGAGGUCGAUGCCGCCUCUUCCUUGGCCUCUUUCAUCAACGGUCCCAUCGAGGAGCAAGAUGCCCCUACCACCAUCUUCAACUCCUUGAAGAAGCAAGUCGGUGACAAGAAGAACCCUGUCGCCCGUGAGCGUGCUUUGAAGGGCAUUGAGGCUGUUGCCAAGUUCCCCAACGUCGCUGCCGAUGUUGAGCCUUUCUUGGUCGAGCUCUUGCCUGCUGUUCUUGAGAAGGUUGCUGACAAGCUUCCCGCCGUCAAGAACGCUGCUAUUGCUGCUUCCCAAGCUAUUGUUCGUGCCGUCAACCCCGUUGCCGUCAAGGCUGUCGUUCCUGCUAUUCUCAACUCCAUUACCACCACUGGUAAGUGGGUCGAGAAGAUGAACUCUCUCCAACUUUUGGACGCUCUCGUCGAGACCGCUCCUUCUCAACUCUCUUAUGCUGUUCCCAGCAUUAUCCCCGUCGUUUCUGAGUCUAUGUGGGAUACCAAGCCCGAGGUUAAGAAGCAAUCCAAGGAGACCAUGACUAAAAUCUGCACUCUUAUCGCUAACGCUGAUAUUGAGCGCUUCAUUCCCGAGUUGAUCAACUGUAUUGCUCACCCCGAGGAAGUCCCUGAGACCGUUCACUCUUUGGGUGCCACCACUUUCGUUACUGAGGUCCAAUCCCCCACCUUGUCCAUUAUGGUUCCCCUUUUGGCUCGUGGUUUGAACGAGCGUUCCACUCCCAUCAAGCGUAAGACUGCUGUCAUUAUUGACAACAUGUCCAAGCUUGUCGAGGACCCUCAAGUUGUUGCUCCCUUCUUGCCCAAGCUUUUGCCCGGUCUUUACCACAUCAAGGACACCAUUGGUGACCCUGAGUGUCGUUCCGUCGUUCAACGCGCUAUCUCCACCUUGGAGCGCGUCGGUAACGUCGUCGACGGUAAGAUCCCUGAGAUCUCUACCGCUGCUGACCCCGAGGUUUGUUACGAGACCUUGAAGUCUAUCUUGGCUGAGAACAAGAUCCCCGUUCACAACCCCGUUGUUGCCAAGUACGUCGCUUCCAUUGCCGCUCAACUUGUUGAGGAGAAGGACAAUGAGAACGAGAACUGGGUCCUUUCCACUACCUCUUACUUGACCACCAUCGUCAACGAGGCCAACAUCCACAAGGUUGUCGAGGCUCUCCGUACCAAGUCUAUUGCCAAGAUUCCCGGUGGUGCUUCCCAAGCUGAGGAGGAGGAAGAGGGUGAGGACCUUUGCAACUGUGAGUUCUCUCUUGCUUAUGGUGCUAAGAUUCUUCUUAACCGUACUCGUCUUCGCCUCAAGCGUGGUCGCCGUUACGGUCUUUGCGGUCCCAACGGUGCCGGUAAGUCUACCCUUAUGCGUGCCAUUGUCAACAAGCAAGUCGAGGGCUUCCCUACCCACCUUCGUACCGUCUACGUCGAGCACGAUAUCGAUGAGUCCGAGGCCGACAUUCUUUCUGUCGACUUCAUUCUUAACGAUCCUGAUGUCACUAUCAAGAGCCGUGACGAGGUUAUCAAGGCCUUGAAGGACAACUCCUUCACUGACGAGCUUAUUGCUAAGCCCAUCGGUUCCCUUUCUGGUGGUUGGAAGAUGAAGUUGGCUCUUACCCGUGCCAUGUUCAAGAACCCCGAUAUUCUUUUGUUGGAUGAGCCCACUAACCAUUUGGAUGUUGUCAACGUCGCCUGGUUGGAGACUUUCUUGCUUAACCAAAAGGAUGUUUCUUCCAUCAUCGUUUCUCACGACUCUGGUUUCCUUGACCACGUUUGCCAAGCUAUUAUCCACUACGAGCGUUUCAAGCUUAAGAAGUACUUGGGUAACCUUUCCGAGUUCGUCCGCAAGUACCCUCCCGCAAAGUCUUACUACGAGUUGGGUGCCUCUGAGCUCGAGUUCAAGUUCCCCGAGCCCGGUUAUCUCGAGGGUGUCAAGACCAAGCAACGUGCUAUCAUCAAGGUCCAAAACAUGUCCUUCCAAUACCCCGGUACUACCAAGCCCCAAUUGGUUGACAUUACUUUCCAAGUUUCUCUUUCUUCCCGUAUUGCCGUUAUUGGUCCCAACGGUGCCGGUAAGUCUACUUUGAUUAAGGUUCUUACUGGUGAGCUUUUGCCCACUACUGGUGAGAUCUACCAACACGAGAACUGCCGUAUCGCCUACGUUGCCCAAGCUGCUUUCACUCACUUGGGUCACCACGGUGACAAGACUCCCUCCGAGUAUAUCCAAUGGCGUUUCCAAUCCGGUGAGGAUCUUGAGUCCAUGGACAAGGCUUCUCGCGUCAUCACUGAGGCCGAUGAGGAGGCUAUGAAGAACAAGAUCUUCAAGAUUGAGGGUACUCAACGUAAGAUUUUGGGUAUUCACAGCCGUCGUAAGCUCAAGAACUCUUACGAGUACGAGUGUUCUUUCCUUGUUGGUGAGAACAUUGGUAUGAAGAGUGAGCGCUGGGUCCCCAUGAUGUCUACUGACAACGCCUGGCUCCCUCGUGGUGAGCUUAUGGAGACUCACUCUAAGAUGGUUGCUGAGGUUGAUCGUGCUGAGGCUUUGAAGAGCGGUCAAUUCCGUCCCUUGGUCCGUAAGGAGAUUGAGGAGCACUGCAACCUCUUGGGUCUUGAGCCCGAGCUCACCUCUCACUCCCGUAUUAAGGGUCUUUCUGGUGGUCAAAAGGUCAAGCUUGUCUUGGCUGCCUGUACCUGGUUGCGUCCUCACGUCAUUGUCUUGGAUGAGCCUACUAACUACCUUGACCGUGACUCUCUUGGUGCCCUUUCCAAGGGUCUUAAGAACUUCGCUGGUGGUGUCGUCUUGGUUACUCACUCUCGUGAGUUCACUGAGGGUUUGACUGAGGAAGUCUGGGCUGUCAACAACGGUCACAUGACUCCUUCCGGCCACAACUGGGUUCAAGGUCAAGGUUCUGGUCCUCGUAUCCAAGAGAAGGAGGAGGCCGACCAAUUCGAUGCUUUCGGUAACAAGAUCGAAAAGAAGAAGAAGGUCAAGAAGCUUACUGGUGCUGAGCUCCGUAAGAAGAAGAAGGAGCGUAUGGCCCGUCGUAAGGCUGGUCUUGAUGUCAGCGAUGAUGAGCUUUAAUUUUCUUGUUAAUAGCUCUUCAACUGCGACUGUUUUGCAGGCAAGCAUCUCGCUUUGUAUGGUUUGAUUUUUGAUACGGUAGGUUGUCUAUAUUAGAACUCUUGAGUUAAGAGAGGAAGGGGUGUAGUAGUGGGCUGGAGUGUGUUUUAUUACUGUUGGCAUGUGUGGAAGCGGGUACUUGUUGGUGCGUAUCUUAUUGCUGUGUUCAUUUCGCUACUACGUGCCUGGGCCGUGGGACUUGUCGGUGUGUUGCGAAUGGAGUGGAGGAGGAUCCGAGGUUGGACGCCUCCUUGAGUUUCUCAGUACCUUCUUAUUUGCCCCGUGUCCGGCGAUUUGCCUACAUUUGUUUCCGUUCAGCUGGGUUUACGCGGAUGGUCUUGUCACGGUAUAAUUUACGGGCAAUUGUAAAGCCGGCGAUACCCACAGCAGUAGAAAUAGCAGCUGCAAGGGGUAACAACUCGAAAGGGAUUUUGAAUUUUGGCUUCAUAGUAUAAUAUUCUUUGAGAAAACUCCCGGACAAUCGCGUGGAGGAUAAACAAAGUGAUGGUGAUAAAAAUUUAUUACUUGUCGAGCUAGGUCAUGGCCAUGCAUGGUAAAGUCGUCCCGCCAACAGCAAUUGUCGACGUCAGCAAUGUGAUGACGACAGGCUGGUAGGCGAUUACAGCGUGUUGUUUGAAUGCAGUAAUAAAGACAGUGUGAGAUAUAGCAGAUUAACAGAUCACGGUGAACUGCGUUAAGUAAAAAUACAAAAUACUCGCUAAACAACGGUAAACGCGUUACGGUAAACCAUAAAGCACUAUUGCGCAACACUGCGCAACGCUGCGCUCCACUCUACCACCUUCCAGAACCCUCUCUUCUCCACCCCACUUCCCCCGCUGAGUGUCGAUUUUACGUCAUCUCAGUGUUGUGGAAGCCUCUGACAGACAACAUUACGUCAUAAGCGAUAUGCAGGAAGCAGUAACACGCGCCGUGGUGAAGGGGAAGCCGACGACAUCGUGAGCGAUAUACGAAUACUGUUUUGGACACAACAAUCAUAUCAACGUCUCGCUCGCCGUACGCCUGUGUGCAAACUUAACCUUCGCCAU
This is a messenger RNA of Schizosaccharomyces japonicus yFS275, 4324 nucleotides long. Its product is annotated as translation elongation factor eEF3. Gene Ontology annotation, molecular function: ATP binding; ATP hydrolysis activity; nucleotide binding. The transcript has a single exon. The record is from RefSeq and is a predicted model, not a curated record. Gene Ontology annotation, biological process: translational elongation; cytoplasmic translation. Gene Ontology annotation, cellular component: cytoplasm. Lineage: Eukaryota; Fungi; Ascomycota; Schizosaccharomycetes; Schizosaccharomycetales; Schizosaccharomycetaceae. The coding region runs from base 93 to 3239 and encodes 1048 amino acids.